Pseudozyma hubeiensis SY62 is the source of this 1941-nucleotide messenger RNA. RefSeq lists its product as hypothetical. Gene Ontology annotation, biological process: regulation of actin filament polymerization. Gene Ontology annotation, molecular function: protein binding. The coding region runs from base 1 to 1941 and encodes 646 amino acids. The transcript has a single exon. The record is from RefSeq and is a predicted model, not a curated record. Lineage: Eukaryota; Fungi; Basidiomycota; Ustilaginomycetes; Ustilaginales; Ustilaginaceae.
AUGAGCGAGUCGGCGGUCGAGUUUGGUCACCAGCUGCCAGACCAGCUCCCAACGAUCGCGGCGACUCUAUCAGCCCAGCUCGCCUUGGAGAACGACGUUGCAUCGUUCCUUGCAGAGCGAGCCGCGCUCGAACGCGACUACGCCGCCAAGCUCCAGACGCUCGUUCGCAGAUAUCGCGACAAGAAGACCAAGAAAGAGCAAGAAAUCUCUGUCGGCCCAACACCCACAAUCGAAUGGAAGCAUGCCCAAUCCACUCUCGCAACUCACAUCACCGAUCUCUAUUCCACACACGAUGCUACCGCCGCCGACCAUACGAAUCUCGCUACCACGCUUGACCAGCUCUCCAACAGCCUGAUCACAAGCACCAAGGCUCGCGAAGAUCUUCGCAGAAGACAUGUCGCCUUUGCCAGCAAGCUACUCUCUGAUCGCGAAAAGACCUACUCGGACAAGGACAAGGCGAAAGCAAAGUACGAUGAGCUUUGUCACGAGCUCGAUUCCCAGCGACAGAAGCGCGAGAAAGCGGCUUCAGGAGAUCGGCAUGCGGAUCGUGCCUCGAAAGCCUUUCAGUCGGCGGAGAUGGACAUGUGGAAUGGCAAGAACAGCUACCUCAUCCAGAUCGCCGUGUCCAACCGCGCCAAGGAGCGCUUCUACCGCAACGACUUGCCAGCGGUGCAGAACAGCUUGCAGUCGCUCUGGACACUAUCCACACGUCGCUUUGCCGAGUCGGCUGCUCAAGCACAGUCCACCGUAGCUGCACACCACGAAUCGGUAGCGAAGAAACAUCGAGAUUUGGAAGCGAGAGCGGCGCAAGUCGAUCCAACACAAGAUCAGACGCUGUUCGCUGAACACAACCAGCAACGAUGGCAGGAACCCAGUGGGUGGUCCUUCGAGCCAUGCGUAGGCUUCUUUGAUACCUCGGACAUGUUGACCGAGCCUUCCGCCGUCACUUUUCUGCAGAAUCGACUUAUGCGAUGCAGGAAUCGCAUCGCCGAACUCGAGCCUAUGGUCGAAGCCAAAGCAAAAGAGGUGGAUGGAUUGCAGAAUCUGCGCGAUGCUUACAGCAAGCAGCACAAUCUCGGUAACCCCGACGAAGUUGAGGACAACCUCUUCGAAGCGACUCGCACACUGUCUGCGCUUGAGAUCGAGCUGCACGAUCUCGAGGCCGAAGUGGAAACUAUCGUGGCCGACAUUGGUGACGAUCAAGGACAAGCACGCCCUCAUCUGUUCAAGCCCGCUUCGUUCGGUAUUCCCACGACGUGCCACUUUUGUGGCGACAAGAUCUGGGGAUUGUCCAAGCAGGGAUCGGUGUGCAAGCCGUGUGGGUACACGGUGCAUCAGAAGUGUGAGAUGAAGGUGCCAGCAGAGUGCAAAGCGGCUCCAGGAGGCGGCAUAGCAGCCAGCUCCGGCUCUCCACGCAAUUCUGCAUCCUUGAGCAGACCCAAACGUUCCAGUGCCAUCAUCGCAGACGGCAAGCCGGAGAGAAGCUCAAGAACCAGGGGCGUCCCGCCGCCACCGAGCCGUUCCUCGGCACAGGCGGCAACUGACGAGAGCAGCGAACCAUCUCCCGCCGGCAGAGCCAUAUUUGCGUUCCACGCAUCCAGUCCGUUCGAGCUGAGCGUGGCCGAGGGCGAACGCGUCGAGUUGCUCGAGGACGACGUAGACGGCAGUGGCUGGAUCAAGGUCCGUGCAGGCGUUGGCAAAGAAGGUCUCGUACCGACAUCAUACUGCGAAUUCGGCGAUGCUGUUCCUGGAGCACCAACGACCAAUCAAGACACCGGAAUCAACGGAGGUGGCGGCAGUGGAGCAGCGCUACCACAAGGAUGCGGCCAGUUUGUCAAAGCAAUGUAUGACUACGCAGCGCAAGGGGAGGACGAGCAUUCGCUUGCAACGGGCGAGCAAGCCGAGCUGACUGCAGUCGGUAUGAAUUAUGCAGACGGGUAA